This is a messenger RNA of Malassezia globosa CBS 7966, 444 nucleotides long. RefSeq lists its product as uncharacterized. Gene Ontology annotation, cellular component: cytosolic small ribosomal subunit; ribosome. The record is from RefSeq and is a predicted model, not a curated record. Gene Ontology annotation, molecular function: RNA binding; structural constituent of ribosome. The transcript has a single exon. Gene Ontology annotation, biological process: maturation of SSU-rRNA from tricistronic rRNA transcript (SSU-rRNA, 5.8S rRNA, LSU-rRNA); translation. The coding region runs from base 1 to 444 and encodes 147 amino acids. NCBI's taxonomy places the organism in Eukaryota, Fungi, Basidiomycota, Malasseziomycetes, Malasseziales, Malasseziaceae.
AUGUCUGAAGCGAAGGGUGCGACGCCGUUCGUUUCAUGCUUCGGCAAGAAGAAGACCGCCACUGCCGUGGCGCACGCCAAGGAAGGCAAGGGUCAGAUUCGCUUGAACGGCCAACCCAUUUCGCUCAUUCAGCCUGAUGUCCUCCGCUGGAAGGUGUACGAGCCAAUCCUUAUGGUGGGCGAGGACAAGUUUGCGCCUAUUGACAUUCGUAUUCGUGUGUCGGGCGGUGGUCACACCUCGCAGGUGUACGCGAUCCGCCAGGCUAUUGCUAAGGCGCUCGUUGCGUACUACGCAAAGUACUUUGACGCUGCUUCAGCCCUUGAGCUGCGCCAGCACUUCAUCUCGUACGACCGCACGCUGCUGAUUGCUGACCCGCGUCGCUGCGAGCCAAAGAAGUUCGGUGGUCACGGUGCACGCGCGCGCCGCCAGAAGUCGUACCGUUAA